GCGACCGAAGUAAGUUGUGUGGUAGAUGCUGUACGAAGGGCCUGCGAAGGCCUGCGAUCACUGCGUGCCUGAGAAUACCCCGGGGCAGGUUUUCGUUGGUUUUUUGGUGCAGAGACUUCACGCCCCGUUCCCAAUCAAACCGUCCCGGACAAACGACCUCCUCUCCACUUCCCUUCACAAUCAGCUUUCUGGACGAGAAACAGGAUUCAUCGUGACGAUUGGCAACGACGGCCGACGGAACUAAAACAAACCAAUCGAACGAGCCGAAACCGAAGCCAAGAUGUCGGGUCGGUUCAUGACCAGCUCAGGUCCCAUCGGCAUGGUCCUCCAACUCCCAACGGGCACCCGACUACUAUGUGGGAUCCUUUUGGCACUCUCUUUUCUCGUCCAACUCCUCCGCUUCAGUCUAUCCGCAACCGAUCUCAAAGCAAUCUUCAGAGGCAGCACGGACGAUGCGCUUGCCUUCCCGUGGCUGGUCGUGGUCCCCGGGAGCGUCAUUUGGAAUCCGUGGACCUUAUUGACCGCUGGCUUGUGCGAAGUGGGUGUUAUCGAAUUAGUCUUCUCACUACUGACACUCUCGAUGUGUGGAAGAUACCUGGAAAGGGUGUAUGGAACGACGGAAUUCAUCAAGUUUUGCUUGGCAACGAUCAGCGUCUCAAAUUUGAUGUCUGUGGUCGUGAAUAUUGCCGAACAUUAUGUGCUCCAUGAUAGUGGAUUGUAUCUUUACGGUUCCAGUUAUCGCGGUAUGAUGGCCUUGCAUGCUGGGUUUCUGGUUGCUUUCACACAACUGAUACCGGAACAUCAAGUCCAAUUAUUCGGUGUAAUCAAAGUCAGGGUGAAGAAUCUGCCAAUGAUCUAUGUUACCUUCUCAAACGUGAUGUGUAUACUUGGAUAUCAGUCGCCGUUUAUCUUGAUCCAAAUGGGCUGGCUAUCCUCGUGGUAUUACCUGCGAUUUAUCCGGUGGAAUGAGAGUGGUGAAUUCCGAGGGGACCGUAGCGAAACCUUUGCAUUCGCCAUGUGGUUCCCUCCCUUUAUCCAGCCGCUUGUUAGAAGGUUGUCGGACGUCGGUUUUGCGAUCGCUGUCAAAUGCAAACUACUCAAACAAUGGAGCCACACGGAUCUCGAAUCUGGUGGAUAUGCACCUGUUCCAGGCGGAGCUAGAGCAGAAGCAGAGCGCCGGAGAGCGAUGGCUCUCAAAGCCCUCGAUCAACGGCUAGCCUCAAACAAGUCGACAAAUGUGACCUCUCCGCCGGAUCCUUCGAAUCCGCUGAAUGUCACCUCGCCUGGUAAUCGGCCAACUACAGUCAUCCCAUCUCCAGCACAACCACCAUUGACAGCUACUAAAACUUCACCAGUCUUUCAAUCGGCUGGCAUCUCUCAGGAACCUGAUUCUCCCGCUGCCAAAGCGGAAUCUGAAAAACGUUGAUAUUACUAGAUAGAUCUAAUUCCCUGGUUUUAUUUUAUUCUAUUUAUAUGUUUUGCUUUUUGGUGAAUAACUCAAAAUAUACAUAAAUAUAUAUGUUCUAUGGAUUGCGAAUUUGUAAGCCCAGUUGUUGCAUCUUUGUCUGGGGGAGCGAAUACUGGUCACACAUGGAUCUCAGGCGACUGAUCACCCUUGGUCAACGUUGUCACUAGUUUCUCUUUCCUCUUUUUCUUUUUCUUCUUCUUUUUUUGUUUUGUUCUCUUUUUUCAAAAAGUUUAUUUUUGGUGGGAGCAUCAGAUUUGUAAUACUUGGAGAGAGCUUUUAUUGUACAGUUUUUUUUUCUUUUCUCCUCUUUUUUUAGUCUUCCUUCCAAAAAAGAAACCUACUUGAAUGAUUAGGCCAGGUUAUUUUAUCAUGAAUAGUAUUUCUUCAAUGAAAAGUAAAUAUUUAGCAAAACA
This is a messenger RNA of Puccinia graminis f. sp. tritici CRL 75-36-700-3, 1881 nucleotides long. RefSeq lists its product as uncharacterized. The transcript has 6 exons. The record is from RefSeq and is a predicted model, not a curated record. Gene Ontology annotation, biological process: retrograde vesicle-mediated transport, Golgi to endoplasmic reticulum. Bases 281 to 1426 code for a protein of 381 amino acids. Gene Ontology annotation, cellular component: Golgi apparatus; membrane. NCBI's taxonomy places the organism in Eukaryota, Fungi, Basidiomycota, Pucciniomycetes, Pucciniales, Pucciniaceae.